This is a messenger RNA of Glarea lozoyensis ATCC 20868, 2091 nucleotides long. RefSeq lists its product as uncharacterized. The transcript has 2 exons. Lineage: Eukaryota; Fungi; Ascomycota; Leotiomycetes; Helotiales; Helotiaceae. Gene Ontology annotation, biological process: intra-Golgi vesicle-mediated transport. The record is from RefSeq and is a predicted model, not a curated record. The coding region runs from base 1 to 2091 and encodes 696 amino acids. Gene Ontology annotation, cellular component: COG complex.
AUGGUCGAUUAUUUGACUCGUAAGCAUUCGGGUCCGACUGGUAAUGUUGAACCACCGUUAUCGCCUUCUGGAGCUCAACCAUCAAGAAGCAACCCACUCGCAGCAAAAGUCACGAGUGUCCUUUCUGCGUCCUAUGCAGACUCGGAUUUGAGAGACGCACUAGAUCUCUUGGAUCAGCGCAAUGUAGUGAACAAUGCUGAGACCCGUCGGCAAAUCCGACUCGAUGUCCAGAAGGACGUCAUUGAAAGUAAUGGAGAUAUCAUCAAGGAAUUUGGUCAUGUAGCGGAGCAACUCCGGCGUAUUGGACUUACUAUUGCAAGUCUCAAUCAGGGUUGUGAGGAGAUGAAGCGCCAUAUUUCUUCGGCUCACCAAGAAACCGCCCCAGCGCUGGAGGAAGCGUCCGAGUUGAUGAAGCAAAAGUCUCAGGUCGAGGAGAAACAGCAGCUAUUGAAAGCUUUCAGCACACAUUUUGUUAUGUCAGAAGAUGAUGUUGCUUCCUUGACUUCCACGGCUGAACCGGUCGACGAUCGCUUCUUCGCAGUUCUGAGCCGGGCCAAGAGGAUACAAACGGAUUGUGAGAUUUUGUUGGGAACUGAAAACCAGCGACUGGGUCUCGAGAUAAUGGAGCAAACCUCUAAAAAUCUCAAUGGAGCAUUUCAGAAGCUCUACCGAUGGAUCCAACGCGAAUUCAAAACUCUUAAUUUGGAAAAUCCACAGAUCAGUUCUUCAAUUAGACGAGCUCUCAGAGUCUUAGCCGAAAGGCCAUCUCUCUUCCAAAGCUGUCUAGACUUUUUCGCCGAAGCUCGAGAACACGUGCUUUCAGACGCUUUCUAUACUGCGCUGACGGGAAGAUCCGUAAAUGGUGAAGAAGACACUACAGUGAAGCCUAUCGAAUUAGCUGCCCAUGAUCCUCUUCGUUAUGUUGGAGACAUGCUAGCAUGGACUCACUCAGCAACCGUCAGCGAGCGAGAAGCACUCGUGGUGCUCUUCAUUUCAGAUGGUAAUGAGAUUGCUAAGGGUAUCCAGGCCGGUAGGGAGAGCGAGCCAUGGAAUAAAAUUGGAGAAGACGAUGGCGAGAACAGCGAGUUUGACGGAAAUAAAGCUCUAAAUGAGCUCGUUGAUAGGGAUGUUGCUGGGGUCGCAAGAGUGCUCCGUCAGCGAUUCGGGCAGGUGAUUCAAAGUCAUGAAGAAACUAUCCUGGCCUACAAAAUUGCGAAUCUCCUCAACUUUUACCGCGUCACAUUCGCAAAGCUUCUUGGAAACGAUUCUAUCCUCCUAGAAUCUUUAGCAAGCCUCGAAGAAGCUUCUAUGCGGCAAUUUCGGGUGUUGAUGCAAGACCACAUUGCCGGUCUACAGGUUGAACAUCAAUCCCCGACUGCAAAUCUAAGCCCACCUGAAUUCUUUCAAGAUGGUUUGAAACAGCUUAAGGCUAUAAUGAAAACUUACGAAACUUCUUUUACUCCAGACGAUACUAGAGAGGCAGACUUUGUUUCUAUAUUGAAAGAAGCUUUAGAUCCCUUCAUCGAAGCAAGCAAAACCAUCUCAGGAGAUCUUAAAAAACCUGCUAGCAUCAUAUACGCGAUCAACUGCCUUUCAUUAGCGCUGGAUACUCUAGUACCGUUUGAUUUUACACAAAUUCGAGUUCAGGAGAUCCGAAGUAUGAUCGAAGGACAUUCCGCCGAACUAGUCGAAUAUCAAUACUCCUAUUUCCAACGUGGUUCGGGUCUACAAGCUCUACUGCAAGCAUUGGCUCCGUUAUCAGAGAGCGAAGAAGACAUCAAAUCAAUUCGGACCCUAGGGCCGUUCCGACCCGAUGCACUAACUCAAACUAGUCAGUCAUUAGACGACUUCCUGCCUUCGGCAUUGAUGGAUGCGAUGGAGAAUUUGAAAUUUCUGCAGAGCUCUAAGAUUGCGAGGCACGUUACUGAGCAAGCGGCGGAUAAGUUUUGUGAAGAUUUUGAGCAAAUAGAGGGAAAACUAAUUGCUUGUGAUGAAGUCUGCGGUCAGGAUAAUGAUGAAACAGAGGAACCCGAACCAUUACGUGCUUUCUUCCCUCGUACGAGUGGUGAAAUCAGGGUUCUACUCUCAUAG